This is a messenger RNA of Cuculus canorus (common cuckoo), 6037 nucleotides long. RefSeq names its product neurexophilin and PC-esterase domain family member 3 (gene NXPE3). The record is from RefSeq and is a predicted model, not a curated record. The transcript has 7 exons. The coding region runs from base 203 to 1912 and encodes 569 amino acids. NCBI's taxonomy places the organism in Eukaryota, Metazoa, Chordata, Aves, Cuculiformes, Cuculidae.
CGCGGCUGGGGGCGGGGAGGGAGGAGGAGAUAGGUUCCCAUCCAGCGCCCCGCUCCGGGCCGGGAUAGCGCCUGGGGCUGCGGAAUGAAGUGGAAGCCACCUGAAUUCUCUUGUGCACUACUGAGACGAAAUGACAUUCAAGUUCAUGGUGAAUGGAAGUCAUGAUAGCAUCUAACAUGGGAGGGAAAGACAUGAAUGGACAAUGUGGCGUGACUCAUUUAGACUGCAGAUCUUCUGCCUGCUUAUGGCAGUACUGGCUGUUGUGGUGCUGGUCCAUAAUUUUUUUCAGUUAGAGCUAUUCAUGAUAUUCCAAACUUGGCACCUGGAUGAUGACACAAUUUCAGGAUCAAAUUGGAUUACAGAAGACAAUGUCCAACGUUCCCUAUCACAGACAACCAAAACUGCCAGGAAGCUUUACUGUGGUUUUAAGCAACAGACUUUGUCCAAAAGAGAACAAGCGGAACAGGAAUCGUUGCUUGCUGCAGUACAAUGGCCAAAACCCCCUGAUGGCAAAAUUGCCUUUGUACAAAGUACUGAUCCUGCACAUAGUGACUUUGUGAUUGUGAAACCGAGUGGAUUCUUCAAGGUGGGUGAUCAAUUAGAGGUGCUUGUUCGUAUGAAGGAUUUCGAAGGAAAAGCCAAGCAGUAUGGUGGAGACUAUCUCCAGGCACGAAUUCACUCUCCUCUGCUGAAGGCUGGAGCAACUGGAAGGAUUGUAGAUUGCCAUAACGGUCUUUAUAAAGUCUUCUUUACCUUGCUGUGGCCAGGAGAGGUCAAAGUUUCUGUGUCGCUUGUCCACCCGAGUGAAGCAAUCCAAGUCCUUCUGCGUUUACGAGAAGAAAGGCCAGACAGGGUCUAUUUCAAAAGUUUGUUCAAAUCUGGGAGGUAUUCGGAAACCACUGAGUGCAACAUUUGCUUGCCUGGAGAUCUCCCAGUCUGUAACUUCACAGAUCUCUACACAGGUGAACCAUGGUUCUGUUACAAGCCUCGAAAACUGUCCUGUGCCAGUCGCAUCAGCCAUGCAAAGGGUGGAUAUCAAAAAGGUCUUCUGACACAAGAGGAAAGCCUCUUUUUCCAAAGUGAUGUGAAUAUCAAAAAACCGAUACUCUCCAGUGGACCUGAUUCAGUGAUUGUGAAGUACAAGGCAUUUACAGAUUUGAGUAGUAUGGACAGAGCUGAAGAUCCUACAGUUUCCCCUUCUGGUUAUUAUUAUGAAGACCAGUGGAGGUCCAGAACACACUGGAUCCAUCAUUUUAACAAGUCGGAUGAUAUAACCAAGUGCUUAGAAGGAAAAUUAAUUCACUUGUUUGGAGACUCUACGAUAAGGCAGUGGUUUGAAUAUCUGACAGCAUUUGUUCCAGAUCUAGUGGAAUUUAACCUGGGUAGUCCUAAGAACGUGGGCCCUUUCAUGGCUGUGGACCUGAAGCACAAUAUCCUACUGAAGUUUCGCUGUCAUGGGCCACCCAUUCGCUUUUCAACAGUCUUCAGCAGUGAACUGCGCUACAUUGCUAAUGAACUGAAUGGCAUAGUAGGUGGCAGAAACACCGUGAUAGCCAUAACUAUAUGGUCCCACUUCAGCACUUUCCCUGUGGAAGUGUAUAUCCGGCGGCUGAGGAACAUUCGCAGAUCAAUCAUUCAACUGCUGGAUCGCAGCCCGAAGACUUUAAUCAUCAUCAGAACUGCUAACGUUCAGGAGCUUGGGCCAGAAGUGAGCCUUUUUAACAGUGACUGGUAUUCCUUUCAGCUUGAUUCUGUCAUGAGGAAGAUGUUCUCAGGAAUUGCUGUGCACUUUGUGGAUGCUUGGGAGAUGUCUCUGGCUCAUUACUUGCCACAUAACUUGCACCCAAAAGAAGUAAUUGUUAAGAAUCAAAUAGAUGCAUUUUUAUCUUACGUGUGCCCUCUGCAGACUUAGCACAAGUGGGUAUCCAUCCCUGUGUUAUCUUUUGCCGUAGCUAAAGUAAAGCUGCUCUUUGUCGGAGCUGUUGGAUUAUGCUGGAUGGUAUGGAAGAACUCUGGUUAUUGUACUUACAUGCAGUAUAAGUGAGGUGAUCUUAACUCUGGUUAGCUGUGAAGGGUGGUAAAGAGGAGUUGAUGAUUCAGGCUGUACUUUACUGCAAGGGUGAUUCUUUUCAACCUUAUUAUUCAUGUCUGAGAUUAUUAGAGAGCACCUUAAAUUAAAUUGACAGGGUUCAGUAAGAAAUUAUGUGGGGUUGUUAGCUUUACUAGUUGUCUGCACUGUAUGCUUAGUUUAAUCCAUAUGACGCAGAUUCUGUUGCCAGUGUCUUGCUGCUCAGAACUGUGUGUGGAACUAGGUAAAGGUUUUGGGAGUGGUGCUUCUCUCAGUGUUACAGAGUUUGAGGGAUACCCCUUCCAGUUGUAUGUCAGAGAAAGCACAGUAUUUGUUCUUGUUUUGAAGUGCUGAUUAGGAAUAUGAAGGGAGUGUACCAAAAUCACUACUAUCAAUCAAGAAAGCACAAUCAAAAUACCUAUAGUAUUAAGUCAUCAAGAAUUUGCUGUAAUUUAAUAGAGCACACUAGUUAGGCACCCUUCAUGUUUACAGACGGCUGCUAACUGAUGCAAAUAGCCAGUAUUUUCAUUUGGUUUCCUGUACUACUACUGAAUCUCUUCUAAGCUUUGAUGUACUGUCUACUUGAUUUAUCUAUAAUAGAGAAAUGUGUAUGUUAUGACCUCAGUGAAGACACUGCCGCAAGCAGUUUCUGCAAGUUCAAGUUGCAAGCUUGCCUACUUGAAGCUUGAAGCAUUUAUUAAUAAAAGUGUUUCCCUUCCCUGUAAGAUAAAGCUAUUCCGUUAUCUGUUGUACAUCAUUCAUACAUUACGUCUGUAUGGAAAAGCCAAGUGACUCAAAUGGACUUGACAAUGUUUGGCAAUGGGUAACAAGAACUAGCACAGUCUAGUGUCAAGGCUAUGCAGUGAUGCGCCUUCUGUAUUUAGCAGUCUUAUCAUUUAUUCAUGAGCUUGACUGCUGCCAAUAUAAAAGGCCAAAAAAAAAAAUCACACCCGAAAGCCAAACACACAAGGUUGCCAUUUACACAGGUGCUUGGUAAAUAUUUGCCAUUUUGCUGCUGUGAACACUUGUGGCUCUUGAGCCUCCUAGUGUGGAGUUUGCUGCUGCUAAUUUGAUUGAGCCAGCCAAUAGUUUUAACUAGUAGGACUUUGAAAACAAAGUUUUGCUUAAAUUCAGUCCUCAAAUUAAACAGCAGAGGAGUGUUCAGUAAUCUUAUUUCUGGUCCUGCUCAGGCCAAACAUAGUCUUUACCACUUUAUUGAGAAAUGUAUCAAAACAGUAGUGGAGUGCUUCUGAAGAAGCUCAUCAUGCUUAAGGAGAAUAUGAAAGUUGCAUGUUUGUGAGCAAACUGAGAAGAUAAAAAUUGAUAAAGCAAAUUGGUAGGUUGCACAGCAUGGAAUAAAUGACUUGUCUUCAUAUUAGAAAUGUUUUACUCUUUGCUAGGUGUGCUGCUACAUUAUGAAAAUUGUGCUCUUAUUGCUGGAGCACCAGGAGGGGUAAUGCUACCAGCUACAGGAACAGUGUUUCAUCUUUUAUUCAUUUUAAAGAAAAACUGGAAGCUGUUUAAAAAAUAAAUCUAAGUGCUUUUUGUCAUGAAAAAGUAAUCAGUAGCAUCCAUCUAUAAAUGUACUGAUUUUAAAAUGUUUAAAAAUGACUGGAGGAGUCGCAUACACUGAAAUAACAUUUAUUCUUAGCUUUUCAAAUCAGAAUUAAGGAGGUCCAUUUUGCCAGUUCCUACUGACAGCUGCCUCACAUAAUAUCUGCCCAUACAUAAGCUUUAGGUAACUCUUUCUUACUUUAAUAUGUUAAUGGAUAUUUAUCCUCUGCCAAAAAGAGACCGUACCAAUUCAGGUCUGGGAAGGUAAACCACUGCAACGCAAAAUGACCUUUCAUCUUUUCCAGGUGUGUUUUUUUAAAAUAGGUAGAGUAUUAGGCUUUCAUCCUGAAUAACAAAUCUAGCCAAAUAAUGUUGAUGAAAACAAGACUUUAAAAUUUUACUUUGAAGGUACCUUCUUAAUAUAUGGACUAACCAUUUGAUUUUCCUUGUAAAGCUGUAUCAUGUGAAAGUUAUGGCUGCAUUUGUCUUGUGCUCACCGCUGCUCUUCAACAGCGACUUUGUAUUUCUGUUAGCUACCAAGAACAAAUUGAGAGGAACAAAUUUGUUUGAAUGUUUUGACAAUUGAGAGGAAAGGACUGCUAUUAGUAAAGAUGUCUAAUCACCUUCUGUAGAGCCUCUCCCUUUUAGAUUAAUUAGAUUAAUCUUUUGAUAACAGAUUAACUAACUUUUAGGUCAUUAACUUGAGGGAAAUUGCCAGUUAGUUUGGAAUGAGGACCGAUAUUUCUUUUCUUUGGACUCUGGAAUAGACAGCAAGGAGAAGGGGAGAAAUGGAGGAUUUACUCAUGUUUUAAGAUGAAGACUAGGGAUGCUAUGGUUUUAUGUGUCAUUCAGUUGAACUGUAAAUGAUUUUUCAUUUCUUUUUCUUCUCAUUACCACUUGCACCAGUUGUGUAUGUACUGUAAAUGGAAACAUAGAAGCAAUAAAAUAUUUUUAAAGUGGUUUCUUUAAAACUUGAAGCCUGUGAAUGGAUUGUAAUGGGAACUUAGGUUAAGAGGUUGUCUAUUUUUCAAGUUACUAUGAGACAGGAUUGCAAAGGAAUUUAUUAGUUGUCAGUUUUGUAUCUCCUUUUACACCUAAAAAUUUAUUUAAUGAGAUUUUUCAAAGCCCUGUGUUCCUUAUCUUUGAAUUUUCUUCACUUGAAGGGAAGAAAUUGUAUUACUUUUCAUAUUUUCAUUCUUGUCCUAAGCCUUUUGAUUACGAACCUUUUGAUACGGAGAUUUCUUUUCCUUUUUAAUUUCUCUAUUCAAAAUCUAGCUCACUCAAAUCCCAGUGGAAAAGAUUGUAUUUUUGUGGUGCUUAACAGAAGAUUUCAAAGCAAUUAAUUUAUAAAAUAAGUAAACUCCAUUUUACAGAUUAGACUAGUACAUGGUGAUUUUCUGCACCUGAUGUUUUGAGAAUCUUGUUUCUCAUGUAUCACGUUUGGCCAAUUUCUUCAUUCUAGAAAUGUAAUAAAAACAUUAGUUGAAUUAUUAUUGAUUAAAAGAGACAUAAAAAGCAGAUUUCUCCUUUUUUCAAGUGUUCAGUUGCUUCCAGUUUCGUCUGCUGUGCAGCACUAUUGCAGCUCUGCUUUACAAGGUUCAAAUUACUGUUUUUCAUUAUUUUACUUGUUGGAGGUGAACACUUAAAACCCAGAACUCUGACAAUUCCAUGCAUAUGUGAUAAAAAUAAGUUGUCUCCUGGGAAGGGUGAGGGUGUCGGGGUUUUGCUUUGGGUUGUUUUGUUUUUUUUUUAGAAUUGUGGGUUAAAUCAUUGUUCCACUCAUGGCAGUUUAAGUAACAAACAAACAGCAAAUAGUAACAAAUAUAACUACGAAAAAACUCAAUCACAAAUGUGUAUUUCAUUUAUAAAGUACUUCCUUGUUAAGUCUAGAUCACUUUGUGAUUAGUUUCUACUCAUAUAUAUUUAGACUUUUUGGAACGCUCUUGUUACCUGUUGGUAGCAGCGAACGGCUCUAGAUCAGAGUGUUAGAAAAAGAACUUGUUUUCAAAAUUUUUUUUCUAUGAUAUGUAUAUUAUUGAAAUGCUUAAAAUACAAAGAAGGCUUUAAUGUCUUUUAUUUCCUGAUGCAAUCAGAAAAACAAUUUAAAUAGCCAAAAAGCUCAAAGAAUAAAAAUUUCCUAAUAGAGAAAGGCAAGUUUACUUGAACUGUUUCAUAUAAUUUAGUCUCAGUUUAUCUCGUUUGCCGUAACCCCACAUUCUUUAUGGUUUUAUAGUUGUGUAGUAGUUCUCUUAGUUUUAGCUAUUACGUUUUUGUGCUGUGUGUUGGGGUAGAGGUUUCACGCUAUGGUUUAUAGAUUACAAUCACCUAAAGUGAUUUUUUUUAUUUUCCUGAUCGUGUGUAUCUGGAGGGGAGUGGUCUGUGCAAGCAGCACAAGUCUGGUGUGAGACCUAGUGC